Messenger RNA from Prorocentrum cordatum, 1107 nucleotides. NCBI's taxonomy places the organism in Eukaryota, Dinophyceae, Prorocentrales, Prorocentraceae. The record is from the annotation of a GenBank genome assembly.
AUGGCGCUGCCUAGAGGGGCUCUGGAUCCCGUGAUGGCUGCCCGCCUCGUCGAGGCGGCUGUGCGCGGGGCGCUCGGGGCGCCGAGGCUCACGGUGGCGGCGGUUGCGCGGUCAGCGGUUUGGGCGGCGGCCUUCGCCGUCGCGGCGCCGCCACCGCCCGCCGCCGCCGCUGGCGCUGGGGCGCCACCUCCUGUUCCUCGUCCUGGCGUUCUGGCCGCGCUGGUGCUGCUGCGGCUGGCCCGUCGGCGCUCGGCGCUCGGCGCCGGCGCCGCCGACAGCGCCGCGCGGCGCGGAAGGCCGCCGCAGCGCCCCCUGCAGCCGCAGGCGGGGGCGCUGGGCGGGCUGCUGGAGCCGCUGCUGCCGCUGCUGGCGGAGGCUGCCGACGCGGAAAUGGAGGACUUCGGCGACGCAUGGGCCGACGGGCUCGUGCGAUUCCCGGUGGGGCGGUGGCGGCCGCUGCGGAGGCGGCGGAUCCAGCUCGCGGUUCUGGAGGAGCUGCUGGUGCUGCGGGGCGGAGUUGCGGCCUCGGUGAUCGGCCCUGAGGAGGUCUUCUCGGUGGCCGACGGCCUCCUUCGCCAGGCGGUUGGCUACGAGCCUCGGCUCAGCGAGCAGCUUCGGCAGAUGCUGGAGUCCGCGAUCUGGUGGCCUGCCAGCGCCCUUGGUACUCAGGCUGAGUACCUGGUACGCUACCCAGCGGCGGUGCCGCGCCUCGCCGCGGCGGGGGGCUGCGCGGCGCCAGCGGCGGGCGGCGCGCUGCCCCGCCGGGAGUCCGCCCUCCUGCAGCUAACGCCCCGCGCGGGCUUCGGGCUGCUGGUGCACAAGGCCAGUGCCAAUGCAUCCAGCGCGGCGGCGGAGCGCGGCGCCACCCGGGUCGGCCGCCGGGCGUGCGGGGACCUGCUGGAAGCCUCGACCUGCAGGGCGUACCAGGCGCUGGGCGCCUGCACGAGCCCGGCCUCCCUGGCGUCGUGCGAGCUGACGUGCGGGGGCUGCCAGCUCGGCGCGGCUUGCGAGGACCUGAUGAGCAGCUGCGAGAAGCUCGCGCAGCUGGGGCAUUGCCGCCACGGCGGCACGGCCGCGUCCUGCCCGGUUUCGUGCGGCACCUGCUGA